Malaya genurostris is the source of this 1582-nucleotide messenger RNA. It is a transcript of the gene Tango11, whose product is annotated as transport and Golgi organization protein 11. Bases 225 to 1043 code for a protein of 272 amino acids. Lineage: Eukaryota; Metazoa; Arthropoda; Insecta; Diptera; Culicidae. The transcript is spliced from 3 exons. The record is from RefSeq and is a predicted model, not a curated record.
AAUUCCAUUGUAACCAAUCGUUAUAUAGCUUUACAGACAGAAGAAGGAAGUAUAAAAAUUAUUUAAUCCAUUAAAAAGCAGCAGCAAGAAAAAAAUUAAUAAAUUCAGAAAAUUAAUUACUUCUGCUGAUUAACCUUGGAUAUUGUUCGCUUGUACUGUUACAAGAGAACUACACUUCUUGUAACUAAAACGCAGUUAAUAAAAGUAACAGCGGAAAAACAAAAAUGGCUCGUUCGAUCAGUCCUGGAGGCUAUUCAAAUUACGAGGAUGACUCGAUGUUCCAAAACGCAGCUUACACACACGACCUGAACGAACAGAUGCGAGUUCCUAAGCGUAUUCGGGCCACUGGAGAUUAUUUCGAUGAGCAUGAGCUGUUGUCCAAUGGAAAUGGAGCUAUCAAUUCCUGGAACUAUCACGACAAAAUCGAAAUGAACGUUCCCGAUCGAAUUGUGGUUCUCGGUCAGGAUCAGCAUCUAGUUCUUACGUCAGGCACCAAAUCGGCUCCUCGUGAAAUAAUGCUGGAAAAUUCUAUCCUACCGAAGGAUCCUGGCCUCGUUCGUGUGUCGACUCCUCCGCGAGUGAUCACACUAUCGCAACAUCAUUUCCCGUCCGCUUCAGACGAGCCGGAGGAAGAAACUGAUCCAAAUGAACUUGACGAUUAUGAGCCACGCUCGUUGGAAUCGACCGAGGACAUGAAUAACGGAAACCGUACUGGUAAUCGGUCACGGUUUGGACACAGUGACAGGAAGCUUGUAAACGGUGGUGGGGAACUGCAGAAAAGAGCUACAUUUGCCAAACAUAAUUCCGAGCUUGUGGUCAGCAGAAGCUUCCGCGAAGAGACGCCCACCUUCGGUGGCAGUGUGGAAAAUCUGACUCCGUCGGAAGAAAUGACCAACCUGCGCCGACAGGUGGCCAAGAUGAACCGGCGACUGCUUGCUAUCGAACUGGACAACAUGCAACGGCAACAGCGGGAGAAGAUUAUUUAUUGCGUGGGCCUGGCUUAUCUGCUGCUCAAAACAUUUAUGUGGCUUAGUCGGAAAUAAUUUGAAAUGGUUCGACAAACCGAUGUUGCAUUCUUAGCUAAAUGUAGUAAUUUGAUAAGUCCUUCAUACAAAAGUAAUUGUAGCGAUGAUGUACCCCACAUUUCAGUAGAUUGCAGCGCAAGAGUAGCAAACAACACAUAAUUGAAAGAGUAGAUUUGCUUUUCUAUACAUUUUAUUUACAUUUUUCACCACCACAUCAUUCAAAUAUUUUCUAAUUAUUUCCUAUUGUUUUUUUUUUUAUUUGAAUGCAGUUCAGUGAUAAAACGGAUUGUUUUUUUUUAUCGUAGUAGUAGCAUGCCAGUAAAAAAAUCACUUUAUAAUCGCGUUACUUUUAUUAAAGCUUGGGUAGAUUAAAACACAUUCUACUUGAAAACAAAAAUGGUGCAGACAACAAAAUAUAAAUAAUCUAUUAAAACAUUGGUUAUUGGUUCUCUUGAACUAGGUUUUUAAAAUAAAUAAAACCGCGAAUAAUUUCCCGCCAUGUUGAAACUAUCUAAUCCAAAAAUACAAAGAAUAAAGUUUACUUUCUAAAUCGACAA